GAAUUUGUUUUGGGUCCUAUAUAGAUUGAAACAGUGCGCGUAUUUCCAAAAGCGCGAUGACCAUUUGAAUCUCAAUUCAGCACUGCAGCGUGAAGCCAAAAUGGAGCAUCAAUACCACCAAGCAACAGAUGGACUUUUGAACCUUUUCACAAAGGCCAAUCACGAUCUCUCUACAGUUCACCAUCGCCUCGAAAAGGAGUUUCUGCAGGUUUACCCUGACAAUGCUAACCCCAUGAAGCUGGUUUCUAGAAUCAAGAAGCUUCAGGAUGAUAUAGCAACCUUGAAGGGGCAGUGCCAUGAGCUUCUGGCUGCUAAGCAGGAUUUGAUUGAUCAGGCUCAGAGAAUUCUGGUGGAGAACUGGAAUUUGGUGCAGCGAAUGCAACCAUCCAUGGGCAUCUUCUCCACUGGUGAAGAUGAUGCUGCAUUCACUAACUUCAAACAGGUAAUUGAAGAAUGGACAGCUCAAGUAAGAUCCAAAACAGGGAAUGAGACAAAUGAUGCUGAUUCUGGAGAUAUCAACAAACUGCUUUUCUCUGCUAUAGUUCAAAGUAACUGAUCUGCUAACACCAGGAUAGUAAUGUAGUAUGCAUCUAGCUGUUUACUUAAAAUGUAAACAGAGUCAGGGUAGUGAAAGUAAAUCAUUAGUUGAAUUGCAUUAUUCAAGAUAUAUAUUGCAUGCAAACGUUACACUAAAAGGAUACACAAGUUAAACGCUUCACGUAUAUUUUUGUGUUUAGAGAUUUAGCUUGAGCCAAGAAGCUUAAUUGUAGAAGUGACAUAGUCACUAAAUGUUGAUUUAUGCAGGUCUGGUGUGGUUGAUUGAAUU
Vigna radiata var. radiata (mung bean) is the source of this 826-nucleotide messenger RNA. RefSeq lists its product as uncharacterized. Gene Ontology annotation, cellular component: outer kinetochore; spindle microtubule. Gene Ontology annotation, biological process: mitotic cell cycle; cell division; chromosome segregation. The coding region runs from base 101 to 556 and encodes 151 amino acids. Gene Ontology annotation, molecular function: microtubule binding. The record is from RefSeq and is a predicted model, not a curated record. The transcript is spliced from 5 exons. NCBI's taxonomy places the organism in Eukaryota, Viridiplantae, Streptophyta, Magnoliopsida, Fabales, Fabaceae.